Perca flavescens (yellow perch) is the source of this 4565-nucleotide messenger RNA. RefSeq names its product NACHT, LRR and PYD domains-containing protein 12-like. The transcript has 12 exons. The record is from RefSeq and is a predicted model, not a curated record. NCBI's taxonomy places the organism in Eukaryota, Metazoa, Chordata, Actinopteri, Perciformes, Percidae. The coding region runs from base 1 to 3513 and encodes 1170 amino acids. Gene Ontology annotation, molecular function: protein binding.
AUGAAGUUCUCAUUCUUCCUCUACUCGUCAUUAGAAGUCAUGAGGCUCCAGCUGCUGGUGGGACAAGUGGACCAGGAGAGUUCAGAGGUUCCCAGUGGUCAGUCUGCCCAGCAGCAUCAACCAGACCUAUUUAUGCUGCUGAAGGAGGACCUUGAAUGUUUUAUGGAGGAUGAGCUGAAGACGUUCCAGAAGCUUCUGAGUCCAGAUUACCCAGAAUGCUCAGAGAGUCAGAGGGAGCAUGAGGAUGAAGAGCACAGGAGCAUCAGAGAGGCAUUUAUGAAAAUCACACUGCACCACCUGAGAAAAAAGAAGGAGUACAAGCUGGCUGACCGUUUGCAGAGCAAAAGUAUUACUGCAGACGGUAAACGUAAACUUAAAUCUAAGAUGCAGGAGAAGUUCCAGCGUGUGUUUGACGGGAAUGAUAAAGCAGGAAACCCAACCCCUCUGAAUCAGAUGUUCACAGAGAUCUACAUCACAAAGAAAGGGACUGCAGAGGUCAAUGUUGAUCAUAAGGUCAGAAAGAUUGAAACAGCAUCCAGGAAACCAGACAGACCAGAAACAACAAUCAGACGAGAAGACAUCUUUAAAACCCCACCUGGAAGAGAUGAACCAAUCAGAACAGUGAUGACAAUGGGAGUGGCUGGCAUCGGGAAAACAGUCUUAACACAAAGGUUCACUCUGGACUGGGCUGAAGACAAAGCCAACCAGGACAUCCAGUUCAUAUUUCCAUUCACCUUCAGAGAGCUGAAUGUGCUGAAAGAGAAGAAGUUCAGUUUGGUUGAACUUGUUGAUCACUUCUUUAGUGAAACUAAAGAAGCAGGAAUCUGCAGGUUUGAGUUCCAGGUGGUGUUCAUUUUUGACGGUCUGGAUGAGUGUCGACUUCCUCUGGACUUCCUCAACACUGAGAUCCUGACUGAUGUUACAAAGUCCACCACAGUAGGUGUGCUGCUGACAAACCUCAUCAGGGGGAAACUGCUUCCCUCUGCUCGCCUCUGGAUAACCACACGACCUGCAGCAGCCAAUCAGAUCCAUCCUGAGUGUGUUGACAUGGUGACAGAGACAUUCAGAGAUGAGGAGCAGGCCAACAGAAUCCUCUCCCACAUCAAGACAUCACAAAGCCUCCACAUCAUGUGUCACAUCCCAAUCUUCUGCUGGAUCACUGCUACAGUUCUGGAGGACGUGUUGAAGACCAGCGAGGGAGGAGAGCUGCCCAAGACCCUGACUGAGAAGUACAUCCACUUCCUGGUGGUUCAGUCCAAAGUGAAGAACAUCAAGUAUGAUGGACGAGCUGAGACAGAUCUACACUGGAGUCCAGACACCAGGAAGAUGAUCGAGUCUCUGGGAAAACUGGCUUUUGAGCAGCUGCAGAAAGGCAACCUGAUCUUCCAUGAAUCAGACCUGACAGACUGUGGCAUCAAUAUCACAGCAGCCUCAGUGUACUCAGGAGUGUUUACACAGAUCUUUAAAGAGGAGAGAGGACUGUACCAGGACAAGGUCUUCAGCUUCAUCCAUCUGAGUGUUCAGGAGUUCCUGGCUGCUCUUCAUGUCCAUCUGACAUUCACCAACUCUGGAGUCAACCUGCUGGCAGAAGAACAAACAACAUCAACAGGUUUCUACCAGAGUGCUGUGGACAAGGCCUUACAGAGUCCAAAUGGACAUCUGGACUUGUUCCUCCGCUUCCUCCUGGGUCUUUCACUGCAGACCAAUCAGAAUCUCCUACGAGGCCUGGUGACACAGACAGGAAGUAGCUCACAGACCAAUCAGGAAACAGUCGAGUACAUGAAGAAGAAGAUCAGUGAGAAUUGGUCUGCAGAGAGAAGCAUCAAUCUGUUCCACUGUCUGAAUGAACUGAAUGAUGAUUCUCUAGUGGAGGAGCUCCAACAGGCCCUGAGAUCAGGAAGUCUCUCCACAGAUAAACUGUCUCCUGCUCAGUGGUCAGCUCUGGGCUUCAUCUUACUGUCAUCAGAAGAAGAUCUGGACGUGUUUGACCUGAAGAAAUACUCCGCUUCAGAGGAGGCUCUUCUGAGGCUGCUGCCAGUGGUCAAAGCCUCCAACAAAGCUCUACUGAGUGCCUGUAAUCUCACAGAGAGAAGCUGUGAAGCUCUGUCCUCAGUUCUCAGCUCUGAGUCCUCUAGUCUGAGAGAGCUGGACCUGAGUAGCAACAAGCUGGAGGAUUCAGGAGUGAAGCAGCUGUCAGCUGGACUGAAGAGUCCACACUGCAGGCUGGAGACUCUCAGGUUGAGUGGCUGUAAUCUGUCAAAGAGAAGCUGUGAAGAUCUGUCAUUAGUUCUCAGCUCUAAAUCCUCUAGUCUGAGAGAGCUGGACCUGAGUAACAACGAGCUGGAGGAUUCAGGAGUGAAGCAGCUGUCGGCUGGACUGAUGAGUCCACACUGCAGGCUGGAGACUCUCAGGUUGAGUGGCUGUAAUCUAUCAGAGAGAAGCUGUGAAGAUCAGUCAUUAGUUCUCAGCUCCCAGUCUUCUAGUCUGAGAGAGCUGGACCUGAGUAACAACAAGAUGGAGGAUUCAGGAGGGAAGAAGCUGUCGGCUGGACUGAAGAGUCCACACUGCAGGCUGGAGACUCUCAGACUGAGUUGCUGUAAGCUGUCAGAAAAAAGCUGUGAAGAUCUGUCCUCAGUUCUUAGCUCCCAGUCCUCUAGUCUGAGAGAGCUGGACCUGAGUAACAACAACCUGCAAGAUUCAGGACUGGAGCUGAUCAAUGAUGGACUGAAGAGUCCACACUGCAGGCUGGAGACUCUCAGUCUGUCAGGCUGUCUGAUCUCAGAGGAAGGCUGUACUUCUCUGGUCUCAGCUCUGAGCUUCAACCCCUCCCAUCUGAGAGAGCUGGACAUGAGCUACAAUAAUCCAGGAGACUCAGGAGUGAAGCUACUGUCAGAAAGACUGGAGGAUCCACUCUGGAGACUGGACACUCUCCGGGUGGAGCCUGCUGGAGUCAGAUGGUUGACACCAGGUCUGAGGAAGUAUUCCUGUGAACUCACAGUCGACACAAACACAGCACACAGAAACCUCAAACUGUCUGACAACAACAGGACGGUGACAUGUGUGUUAGAGGAUCAGCCAUAUCCUGAUCAUCCAGAGAGGUUUGACUCCAGGCCUCAGCUGCUGUGUAGAGAUGGUCUGACUGGUCGCUGCUACUGGGAGGUCGAGAGGAGAGGAGGGGUUGAUGUAGCAGUGAGUUACAGAGGAAUCAGGAGGAGAGGACAGAGUCCUGACAGUGUGUUUGGAGGUAAUGAUCAGUCCUGGAGUCUGAACUGCUCUGAUCGUGGUUACUCGGUCAGUCACAAUGACAGAAAAACCACCAUCUCCUCCUCCUCUGUCUCUGAUAGAGUAGCAGUGUAUGUGGACUGUCCUGCUGGCUCUCUGUCCUUCUACGAAGUCUCCUCUGACUUACUGAUCCACCUCCACACCUUCAACACCACAUUCACUGAACCUCUUUAUCCUGCGUUUGGGAUCAGGUUGUGCCGUGGUUCCUCAGUGUCUCUGUGUCCUCUGUAGGAGGAAGAGUCUCCUCCUGUCAGAUAAAACUUCUCACUGCUGGGUCAAAAACGUCAGUGAAACCGCCAAAAGCAUUCAAGAAGGUGACAAUGGAUUUUUUUAUUGUUGGCUAAAAUGAAAGAAAAUGAAACAAUUUCGAAAAGCGACAAAAAUGUUUAAAAGUCUGAAGUUAGAGAGUGGUUUCUAAGGAGAUGAUACAUCAUCUCAUUGGUGUAAACUAGCGGCCUUCAGAAUGCUGCAGCUUCUCGUUGUAAAUCUUUGGUCUGAACUUGACUUUAUCUCCAUGGUUACCUUACUCACUGGGGCCACCUUCUGGCCUGUGAAUAGACGUGUUAUAAACAUGUAUUUAGGCUUUAAAAUCUUCAUCACGUUUUCGGGAUUCUAAAUUUGUUAGAAUUUUUUUUUCAGUAAACAAACUUUUGACUUUUACUUCGUUACAUUUUGCAGCAAUAAUCUGUACUUUCUACUCCACUACAUUUCUACACAUUUGCAGUCCACAGGGAAGCCUUCAGCAGCGGCUCACAUGAAAUGAACGUGUCAAGCUAAGAAUACAUCUAAAUUGAGUCGUUAGUUUGUGUUUAUCUAUGAAUUUAUUCAAGCAAAUAUUCAAUUUUCUUAAGUUUAUCAAGAAUUUUGGAGAAUAGUUAUAGUAAUGAGACAGGUCUGUAAUUUGUGAAGUGGAGAUUGUUACCAGAUUUAUAGAGAGGUAGGACUUUUGAUAUUUUUAUUUUGUUUGGAGAUGUACCGGUUUGAAAUGAUACGUUACAGAUGUAUAUAUGUACAGGUUUUGUAAUUCAAGAGAUGUUUAUAAUGUGCAUAUUACUAAUGUUACUCUUAUUCUUAUUUUUCUAUUUCCUAUCAUAUUUUGUUUAGAAAUUUGUCUCAUCUGUUGUGUUGCAUUUAAGCUGCUGUAACGAGUAUAAAGUCUCUCACAGACCAGCUCGCUCUACAUUAAUACUUGUAGUAAUGUUGAGUUUAAAUGGAAGAUGGCCGCAGGGUGACUUUUACCAUCUGUCUAGGGACUGCAGAUGAAAAAUAGCCAUCUAGCUAAC